GCAGGAAACGAAGAAGAAGAAGAAGAAGAAGAAGAAAGAACAAGGGUUUAACUUUAAGCUCUUCAAUAUUUCCACGGGUGCGUUAAUUAUUACUGCUUAACUAGUAAGUUUUUGGCCAUUCAAGUUCAAGUCUUUUUGCCAUUUACGUUGCAUAAUCUGGGGUUCGCCAUCUUCACUUUAACUCAGGCACAAAUGACAAAAUUGGUUUGUGCUGUAAGCUGUGGAGUGAGCAAAUCAGUGACACUAAUUUCUGGUACAUAUAGUUCAAUUAGGUGUGAAUAAUGAGUUCAAUACCAUCUAAGAACAUAUGGAUAAAGAGGCAGCAAUGCCCUUGUGGGGAUUGGAAAUGUUACUUGAUAUAUGAAGGACAUGCUGAGGAAACAUCCAUAGCAUCCCAAUUGGCUAAAGAUGAAACUGCUCAGUCUGAAGCUAUGGUUGCUCCUUAUGUUGGGAUGGUGUUUAAGAGUGAUGAUGAUGCCUUUGAGUAUUAUGGGAAUUUUGCUAGGAAAAAUGGGUUCUCAAUUAGGAAAGAGAGAUCCAGAUUGAGUCCCCAACUGGGGAUUUAUAAACGUGAUUUUGUUUGUUAUCGUUCUGGUUUUGCACCUGUGAGGAAAAAGCCGUCUGGGGAGCACCAUAGAGACAGGAAAUCUGUGCGGUGCGGAUGUGAUGCAAAGAUGUAUCUGUCAAAAGAAGUAAUUGAUGGGGUUUCUCAGUGGUUUGUUGUGCAAUUCAGUAAUGUUCAUAAUCAUGAGCUUUUGGAAGAUGACCAAGUUCGUCUCCUGCCUGCGUAUAGGAAAAUUCAGGAGGCAGAUCAAGAGAGAAUUCUCUUGCUUUCCAAAGCUGGGUUCCCUAUACAUAGAAUAGUUAAGGUGCUGGAGUUGGAAAAGGGGAUUCAAGGUGGGCAAUUGCCUUUUCUGGAGAGGGAUGUGAGGAAUUUUGUUCAAAACCGCAAGAAAGUGGUUCAAGAAAAUGACGCUUUGCUCACUGAGAAAAGAGAAAAUGAUACAUUGGAACUUCUUGAGGCAUGCAAGGCUACAAAGGAGGCAGAUGAAAACUUCCUGUAUGGUUUUUCAGUAGAUGAGAAUGAUAAGGUUGAGAAUAUUGCAUGGUCAUAUGGUGAAUCGGUUUCUGCAAAUGCCAUGUUUGGUGAUGUGGUUUAUUUUGACACUACUUAUCGAUCAAUUACUUAUGGUAUGCUUUUUGGGGCAUGGCUUGGAAUUGACAGCCAUGGCAGACCAAUUUUCUUUGGUUGUGUCUUAUUGCAGGAUGAAACACCCCGGUCUUUUGCAUGGGCUUUACAGACUUUUAUUCGCUUUAUGAAAGGAAGGUGCCCGGAGACAAUUGUAACUGAUCUUGAUCCAGGGCUAAGAGAUGCCAUAAGAAGUGAACUGCCAAGCACCAAACAUGUUACCUCCAUAUGGAACAUUCUACCCAAGGUAUCUAGUUGGUUCUCUCUUCAACUUGGAUCUCAAUAUCCAGAAUUUAAAUCAGAGUUUGAUGCAUUGUAUCGUGUGGAGACUACAGAGGACUUUGAGAUGCGAUGGAAUCAACUCAUUUCAAUGUUUGGGCUUAGUUCAGAUAAACAUAUUGCAUUACUCUACUCUAUCCGAACAUCUUGGGCACUAUCUUAUGUGAGAGGCUACUUUUUGGCUCAGAUGGCAACAUCAGCCUAUUUAAAGUCUGUAGAUGCAUUCUUGAAAGGACUGUUGAGUGCACAAACGUGUUUACGUAGCUUCUUUGAGCAGGUUAGUGCAUCAGCCAAUAUUCAGAAUCAGUCACAUCAAGAGAUGCAGUGUAUGCAUCUGAAAACAUGCAUACCAAUUGAACAGCAUUCACGUAGAAUUAUGACACCAUUUGCCUUCAAUGCUUUACAACGUGAAUUGGUUCUAAGUAUGCAGUAUGCUGCAUCAGAAAUGUCUGAUGGAUCUUAUCUUGUUCGCCAUUUCAAGAAGAUGGAUGGUGAGUGCCUUGUUAUAUGGAUUCUGGAAGAUGAGCAGAUUCACUGUUCGUGCAAGGAAUUUGAAUCUUCAGGAAUAUUAUGCAGACACACUCUUCGUGUAUUCAUAGAUAAGAACUACUUCCAGCUUCCUGACAAAUAUUUUCUUGGUAGAUGGAGAAGAGAAAGCUCUCUGGUAUUCUAUGAUGAUCAUGCUACUCAGGAUAAUGAAAAUGAUGAAUGGUUUGAGGAAUUUCAGUCCCUAACUGAAACUCUUUUCAUGGAAUCAUCAAUUACGAAAGAGCGUUCGGCAUAUAUUCGUAGAGAACUGACCAAAGAACUCACAAGACUACUCAGUGAGGUUAAAGAUAUGCCAGAGAGUGAUGGAGUUUCCAUGGAUUUUACAUUUUCCCCAACUGGUUAAGUUUAGUGUAGUUGAAGAUGUGCAUGGUAGCAGCACAAUGGGUGCUUCAUCAAUGAAACAUGAAAGAAAGUAAUGGCAAGUUAAAGUACGCCUGGAAGGUGAUAAAUGGGACAGAUGCAAAUGCAUUCAGUAUUCUACCUUCAAGCAGAUGAAAUAUUACUCCGAGCAGAAGUGACAGUCAAUAUUGAGAUACCACAGAGCAUAUUGUCAAAUGGUUGCUGAUUUCACAAGUUAUCGUGGUUUCUUCAGGAAUAACUUCUAGGCAUCUCAAGGGAAUUUGGACUGAAAGGAUGUAACGUUACAUAAGGUGUUUUUACCGUGUAAAUUUUAUUAAUGUUUUCUUCACCACCACUCCACGCAUUUUGGAAUAGUGAAGCAAAGUAAUGUCUUAACAUGCUCUGCUGUAUCCUUCUUUUUCCUUCUUGUUUGCUUUCUCGAUAUCAUGAUGAAAGAAUGGGUUUUGUUUCAUAUUUUCAUUUCAUGUGCUGAGGGAUUCUGGGUUCUUGCCUUGCCUUUUAUAUCUUGAUAUUUUCAUUUAAUAGCAUAUGACAGAAAAUAGGCAAUAAGACAUACACUUACAAUAUGUUAUAUCAACGAAGAUUGAGAGAGGAACUAUUUUGGAACUUAUUGUUUGAGAGAUUGUAAUUUGCAAUCUUGCUGCUGCAAAAUCUGCAUCAUGUCCCAUGCAGAGCUUGGGGUGAAGACUACUGUAGAUCUAGGUUUGUUAUCUAUUGAUGCUGAUCGAUAAGUCAUUCUCUUUCUCGAGGCUCCGUCUUGAACCCUUGGUGGGAUUUAACAUGAAUUAAAUCAUUUCUGGUUUGAGUGUUUCAAGUUGAGAGAUAGCCCUCAGGUGGUAUUUGCUAGACGCACAUUAACAUGCCUGGUGCAUCUCUCAAGGUGGUAGAUAAGUAUUACUAAAUUAUACCAUUUUGGUCCUCUCAAAAUAAUUUAGUCUUUCAAAAGUAAUUUGUUUCCUAGAUUGUUUGUUGAACUGCUCCUUGGUACAAUUAUUGACAAUUAUUUGGGGACUGACUAUUUUGUCUUAACCUGGAGACAGAUGGAACUGGGUUCUUUAAGUUGCAGUGCUUCUCAUCAAUCCUCACCACUCAGCAAUCCCUUCUAGAUCUCUCCCUGGAAACAGAUCUGCCCUUUCAGUUUAAGCAACCACAUCAUGGAGGCAGAUGGAUAAGCUUAACUUGGGAUGAUGAUAUGGCGGUCACCAUCUAGGAUGUUCAGCUCCAAGGAAAUGGAAGCACGUGGAAAGUUGUUUUUGUGAUCUUUUGGUUGUCUACACUAGGAAUGAUGGGUUAAAGGAUCUUACAGGAAAUGAAGGGGUUGAUUAAGG
Messenger RNA from Rubroshorea leprosula, 3705 nucleotides. Lineage: Eukaryota; Viridiplantae; Streptophyta; Magnoliopsida; Malvales; Dipterocarpaceae. The record is from the annotation of a GenBank genome assembly.